CGUUGCCAAGCAGAUUGGGCUCUAUAUAAAGCAGAGGAGAUGAGACUGGGCUGGCCGCUGGCACCGGCAGCCUCCCAGGCCCAACCCGCCGCUCACGGCACGCAAGAAGAGCCGCGGAGAGCCCGGGAGUUCUGCCUGUCGUCUUCCUGCUUGCCAUCCGCCGGGUAUGGCGUCCGCGCCCGCCCCCGCCGUCGUGGUGGUAUUCGACUUCGACCGGACCAUCAUCGACUGGGACAGCGACGAAUGGGUCAUCACCAAGCUCGGCGCCGCCGACGCCUUCCAGCGCCUGCUCCCAACCAUGCGCUGGAACCCGCUCAUGGACAGGAUGAUGGCGGAGCUGCACGCCAGAGGGAAGACGCCCGAGGACAUCCGCGACUGCCUCAGGAGCGCGCCGCUCGACACGCACGUCGUUUCUGCGAUCAAGAGGGCGGCGGCGCUGGGGUGUGACCUGAAGGUGGUGAGCGACGCCAACACCUUCUUCAUCGAGACCGUCCUGGCGCACCACGGCGCGCUCGGCUGCUUCUCCGAGAUCGCUACCAACCCAGCGAGCGUCGACGCGGACGGCAGGCUCAGGAUCUCGCCGUACCACGACUCCGCGGCCGCGCCACACGGGUGCAGCCUCUGCCCUGACAACAUGUGCAAGGGCAAGAUAAUGGAGAGGAUCCAAGCAACAGCAGCCAGUGACAAGAAGCAGCACUUCAUCUACAUCGGCGACGGGAAGGGAGAUUACUGCCCAUCCCUCAAACUUGGGGAAGGGGACCAUGUCAUGCCAAAGUGAGAGCACCUAGAGGGGGGUGAAUAGGUGAUCCUGUAAAACUUCAAAACUUAUGCCACAAAAACUUGUUAAGUGUUAGCACAA
Messenger RNA from Zea mays, 859 nucleotides. Its product is annotated as thiamine phosphate phosphatase-like protein. The coding region runs from base 167 to 778 and encodes 203 amino acids. The transcript is spliced from 4 exons. Lineage: Eukaryota; Viridiplantae; Streptophyta; Magnoliopsida; Poales; Poaceae. The record is from RefSeq and is a predicted model, not a curated record. Gene Ontology annotation, molecular function: phosphatase activity.